GCAUUUGAGUUCGUUCAAUCAGACAGAAAAAUAUGAACUUGCAGUUUAUCUCCUUUUACUCUGCUCUUUCAGGGUAAACAAGAAUUAGAGAGAUAAAAAGAACUAAAGUUUCUUUGUAUCUUUCUCUUUCCAUAUCCAUAAUUGUGUGAGUAUAGAUGGAUCUAACACUUUGAUUACCAAUUGGAUUGCUUUCAGAUCUCAGCCCUUUAAGGUUCAGUACCUGACCACACUACUAUGAGCUGAGGAUUCUGUGUAUAGUGAAACUUUUGUGAAAGGAUAGGGUAGAUUAGUGGCCAGGGGAUUCUUGUGGUGUGCUCUUGCAUCCAUUUUGGAUGUUGAAGAAUAGGUGGUAGGUGGGGUGAAAAUGUGAAAUGAGGGAUGUUAUCAAGGCUGAUAGAUCUCUUGAAGGCUUGUUGGCGGGGGUCAUUGGACCGCCAUGGGCAUACUAGUUCCAACGCUGGUGGUCGACAAGAUGGACUUCUUUGGUACAAGGACAACGGACAGCACUUAAUUGGCGAUUUCUCUAUGGCUGUAGUCCAGGCCAAUAAUUUGCUGGAGGAUCAAAGCCAAAUCGAGUCUGGUUCUUUGAGCUUGCUAGGUUCUGGUCCAUAUGGAACGUUUAUUGGAGUAUAUGAUGGUCACGGUGGGCCUGAGACAUCGCGGUAUAUCAAUGACAACCUCUUCCAGCAUCUCAAGAGGUUCACUGCAGAGCAGAACUCGAUGUCUGUGGAUGUAAUACAGAAAGCGUUUCAGGCAACAGAAGAGGGAUUCCUGUCUUUGGUUACCAAACAGUGGGCGAUGAACCCACAGAUGGCUGCUGUUGGCUCUUGUUGCCUUGUUGGCGUGAUCUGUGAUGGGACCCUUUACGUUGCCAAUCUCGGUGAUUCCCGGGCAGUUCUAGCAAGGGUUGUCAAGGCGACCGGAGAGGUUCUUGCUGUCCAGCUUUCGACUGAGCAUAACGCGAGCAUAGAGUCUGUCAGACGGGAACUACAUUCAAUGCACCCCGAUGACUCACAGAUUGUUGUUUUGAAGCAUAAUGUAUGGCGCGUAAAGGGCUUGAUACAGAUUUCAAGAUCCAUUGGUGAUUUAUAUCUCAAAAAUGCUGAAUACAACAGGGAGCCUUUAUACGCCAAAUUUCGUUUGAGGGAACCAUUUACGAGGCCUAUAUUGAGCUCAGAGCCAUCGAUUUUACAGCACAAACUUGAGCCGCUUGAUCAGUUCAUAAUAUUUGCUUCUGAUGGCCUUUGGGAACACCUCAGCAAUCAAGAAGCAGUUGAUAUAGCACAGAAUGGCAAUCGAAACGGAAGUGCUCGAAGGCUCGUUAAAGCUGCAUUGCAGGAAGCAGCAAAGAAAAGAGAGAUGAGGUACUCUGAUCUGAACAAGAUUGAUCGAGGGGUGCGGAGGCAUUUCCAUGAUGACAUCACGGUCGUAGUUACAUUUCUAGAUUCGAACCUCGUAAGUAGAGCCAGUUCGUUGAGAGGUCCCACGUUGUCUAUCCGAGGCGGUGGGGUCCACCUACCUGCAAACACUUUAGCUCCUUGUGCUUAAAACUUUCCUAUGGUGCAUCCUCUGCUGUGCCCUUCUUGGAAACUCUAUGGUAGCUAACAUCUUCUUGUAAAUUAAAUAAGAUAUAGAGAGAUGGCAUAGAGCUAAUUUAACUUUUAUAUAUAUGGGACUAUAUAGUUUUUAAUAGAGUUAAUUCCAGCAAA
This is a messenger RNA of Ipomoea triloba (trilobed morning glory), 1709 nucleotides long. RefSeq names its product probable protein phosphatase 2C 60. The coding region runs from base 379 to 1548 and encodes 389 amino acids. The record is from RefSeq and is a predicted model, not a curated record. Gene Ontology annotation, molecular function: protein serine/threonine phosphatase activity; cation binding. NCBI's taxonomy places the organism in Eukaryota, Viridiplantae, Streptophyta, Magnoliopsida, Solanales, Convolvulaceae. Gene Ontology annotation, biological process: protein dephosphorylation. The transcript has 5 exons.